GCAUCACGCUUACUGAUUCGGAAAGGGCGGGGCAUUAUCCGGAAGUGUGCCGGAAGCACGUGGUGGAAGGGAAACAUGAGCCCGGAAGGAAAAAGGAGAAAGGUCGCUGAGGAUGAGCAGGACGCUCCAGUCUCCGUAUUUUUGGACUGGUGUAAGAAAGCCGGUAUCCAACUGAAUUCAAAGGUGUACAUCAGCGCGCAGAACACGGUGUCGCAGUACGGGAUGCUGACACGCCAUGACCUUCCUGUGGGAGAAGAAGUAUUCUCCAUUCCCCGAUCCGCUCUCCUGUUCCAGCAUACAACCAGGAUUCAGGAUCUGCUGGAGAAAGAACAGCAGAGCCUGGAAAGUAGAUCCGGCUGGGUCCCCCUCCUCCUGUCUCUCCUGUAUGAAGCCGCAGACCCCACUUCCCUGUGGUCACCAUACUUUGGGCUGUGGCCGCAGUUGAUUCCUCCGGACCUCCCCAUGUUCUGGUCCUCUGAGGAGCGGUCGCGGCUUCUCCAGGGCACCGGGGUGGCUGAGGCGGUGACACAAGACCUGGAGAAUAUAGAGCAAGAAUAUAACACGAUAGUUCUUCCGUUCAUUGAGAGACACCCGGACGUCUUCUGUCCUAAGACGCACACUUUGGAGCUGUACAAGAGGCUGGUGGCGUUUGUGAUGGCGUACAGCUUUCAGGAGCCUUUGGAUGAUGAAGAGGAGGAUUCUGGGAAGGAGGUCCUGCCACCAAUGAUGGUUCCAGUGGCCGACCUGCUGAAUCAUGUGGCCCACCACAAUACACACUUAGAGUUCACACCCGAGUGUCUGCGAAUGAUCACCACGCAGCCCGUUGCGGCCGGGGGCGAGCUCUUCAACACCUAUGGACAGAUGGGAAACUGGCAGCUCCUACACAUGUACGGCUUCUCUGAGCCCCAUCCGCAGAACACCAACGAGACGGCGGACAUCCAGAUGGUGACCUUGCGAGACGCUGCCCUGCAAGGCGCGGCAUCGGAGGAGGAGAGGGAUCAGGUGCAUCAGCGAUGGGACCUCCUCUGUCACAUGGAGAUGGUGGGGGAGGAAGGGGCGUUUGUUUUUGGCUGUGAUGAGGUGUUGACAGAAGAAGAGCUUAGGACAUCUCUAAAGGUCAUGUGCAUGGCCGCGGAUGAGUUUGCAGAGUACAAGGAAAAUGAUGGCUGGGAGGAGGAUGAUGAAGAGGAGGAACAAACGCUGACUAAUCAGGAGAUUUUGCAGUUCCCGCUGUCUUGGCGCAGACUCCUUCAUGCCGCCGCAAAGCUCACACUCAGCACAUAUGCCACAGAUCUCCACAGUGAUCAGGUUAUUAUAGACGAUGCCGCAGCGUACGCCAAGCUGAGCCCCAGGGAGCAGUAUUCCCUUCAGGUGCGAUAUGGACAGAAAAGGAUAUUACACCAGCUGCUGGAACUGACACGCGGCUGACGGAACACUCAUCCUAUAGCCUGAUGUUUCCCACUGUGCUUCAGGCUGUUCCCUGUUGUACCAAUUCAGAGAUGUAUUUGAUAAAGUCCCACUGUGGGGUAUAUUUACUAAAAA
Pseudophryne corroboree (corroboree frog) is the source of this 1542-nucleotide messenger RNA. It is a transcript of the gene SETD6, whose product is annotated as SET domain containing 6, protein lysine methyltransferase. The transcript has 9 exons. The coding region runs from base 76 to 1428 and encodes 450 amino acids. The record is from RefSeq and is a predicted model, not a curated record. Lineage: Eukaryota; Metazoa; Chordata; Amphibia; Anura; Myobatrachidae. Gene Ontology annotation, biological process: peptidyl-lysine monomethylation. Gene Ontology annotation, cellular component: nucleus. Gene Ontology annotation, molecular function: protein-lysine N-methyltransferase activity; protein binding.